AUUACGCGAGCCGGAGAAACCUUACAGCCGUUCCUACUUGUCGGAUUCACAAUAAUGUGUAUAUUUUGCACUACAACCACGAUUCUAAGCUCAGUUACCAUAUAUAACCAUAAAGCCACUUUCAACAAGGUUGUGCUUUCCAUCACAGCAUGUAUACUUCCAUUUAUGGCUUGUGGUACUGCUUUCGGUAUCGUUUUCCUAUUGGGAGUGACAUUUUCGCCAAUUCUUAAUGUCACUCCUUUCUUGGUGAUUCUUUCCAUCACAGCUUGUGUACUUCCAUUUAUGGCUUGUGGCACCGCUUUCGGCAUCGUUUUCCUAUUGGGAGUGACAUUUUCGCCAAUUCUAAAUGUCACUCCUUUCUUGGUUUUGGCUAUUAGCGUUGACGAUGCUUUCUUGAUGGUGCACGCUUGGAACAGAAUUGAGAAGAACGAUAUAUUAGGCGCAAGACCACGACCGGAGAAGAUGGUUCAGGUAAAUUUUUAUUAUGAUUAUUGUUAUUAUAAGCAUUUAGUAAUUGUUGCCAAUAUUUAA
Messenger RNA from Strongylus vulgaris, 531 nucleotides. The record is from the annotation of a GenBank genome assembly. NCBI's taxonomy places the organism in Eukaryota, Metazoa, Nematoda, Chromadorea, Rhabditida, Strongylidae.